Rhagoletis zephyria (snowberry fruit fly) is the source of this 399-nucleotide messenger RNA. The record is from RefSeq and is a predicted model, not a curated record. NCBI's taxonomy places the organism in Eukaryota, Metazoa, Arthropoda, Insecta, Diptera, Tephritidae.
AUGGCCGCCGGCCACUUUGAGUGCAUCGGCAGUACGCAGUACCUUCGAACCAAAUUCGGCCAAGGAUACUCCUUGAUUAUAAAACUCAAUCCCGAUAUAGUCGCCGAAUCUGACAUGUACCUAGACAAGGUGCAGCACUACAUUGAGGAUCGCCUUCCCUCGGCGUUGCUGCGCGACAUCCACCAGACGCUGCUCUUCUACCACAUUCCCCCGGAGUCGGACGUCACCUGGGCGUCGCUCUUCUCGGUGAUGGAGGAGGCGAAGGCAGGGCUGCAGCUGGAGGACUACCAAGUGGGCGACACGACGCUGGAGCAGAUCUUCCUUAGUUUUGCCAAACAACCUCAAGCGACAGAACGACCUAAAAGGAAAUCUCUUUCUGACAUAGCCGAAAUUCUCUAA